This is a messenger RNA of Aureobasidium namibiae CBS 147.97, 693 nucleotides long. RefSeq lists its product as uncharacterized. The record is from RefSeq and is a predicted model, not a curated record. NCBI's taxonomy places the organism in Eukaryota, Fungi, Ascomycota, Dothideomycetes, Dothideales, Saccotheciaceae. The transcript is spliced from 3 exons. Gene Ontology annotation, molecular function: mannosyltransferase activity. Gene Ontology annotation, cellular component: endoplasmic reticulum membrane; mannosyltransferase complex. The coding region runs from base 1 to 693 and encodes 230 amino acids. Gene Ontology annotation, biological process: GPI anchor biosynthetic process.
AUGCUCUUCCUGCCCGUACUGUUCUUUACAUGCUUCCUGGCCGUUCCUGCCAUAGCCAACGUGGAAAAGACCAUCUUCACUGCGCCUGACAGUAUCAAUUUCGGAGAUGCUCGUCCAAACUUGAUCGACUUGCAUCUUGAUAUUCUUUCACCGGAAAGACUCUCUGUCCGGACGCUUGUCCCUGUAAUAUUUCCCACCGAGAAGCAUACUCGUGGACUAUCAUCUUGGUACAUUCUGGACAAUCUACGUCCAGGUCAGCGCUACGAGGUUCGAAUCUGUUGGGCAGCCACGCAACCCACUGAUUUCUUCUUGGACACAUUUGAGGCCACGACCGUCUUUGACACCACCAAGCUACUGCAGGACUUAAGUGCUUACGCCGAAGAGCGCCAGAAUAUUCUGCCUCUGGACGACAUUGAAGGCUUGGGCGGCUCGACUACUGCCAACAGAUCUAUUCUGUUCCUUCGCAUCCAAUCAGCAGCCAGUUUCUAUACCACCGACAAAGCCUUGAUGCAAGAUCCUCCACCUGUCUAUGUAGACAUCAUUCUUGAUCCGUACCUUUGGAACAUCUUCCCCCAAUCCUUGCUUCCCACAGCUGCAUACAUUCUCAUACUGGCUGUUGCCAGCUGGUUUCUAUCUGGAUUUGCUUGGUCCAAGUUGCAGGUCUUUGUGCACAAAAAACAACACUCCGAUUGA